This is a messenger RNA of Spirodela intermedia, 1644 nucleotides long. The record is from the annotation of a GenBank genome assembly. Lineage: Eukaryota; Viridiplantae; Streptophyta; Magnoliopsida; Alismatales; Araceae.
AUGGCAUUCAUAAUAUUUUAUUAUUUAAGUCAUAAUGUAUACUAUUUUAUUUAUUUUAUUUAUAUUAUGAGACAACCCCACUUGACUUUUAUAAAAUUAAGUAGUAAUUUUCUCAUAAUUUCUUGAUAAUUAUUUGAUUGUAAGGACUAAAGUGAGCUCUUAUUAUGAGUUAGAAGUAAUAGAAGAAGUUUAAGUCUUCAAGCUAAAAAAAACCCUAAGUCUUAUGAAGAGGGCCAGCCUAAUAUAUUUAUAACUUAAGAGAAGGCAUAAUCUUAGCCUAACCCAUUUGGAUUUAAAAAGGUUAUCAAGAGAUGAGAUCUAAGUUGUCCAUCUUAGAACACCUUAAGAUGAAAUUAAGAAGAAGAUUAAAAUGUCACCCUCAUAGAAGAAUCUAAGUUGUCUACCAAGAGAGUUGGUUAAUAACCAUAAUUAUCUAUUAGAAGGGCUUUUUAAUUCUCUUUUUAGCAGUGGUUAGCCGAAGAAAAAAAAAAGAGAAAUCAAAGCCUAGUCAACGACAUUCUUAUACUCAAAAUCAUCAUGGAAAAGAGACUACCUAAAGCCCAUCAAGAUCGUCAUAAAUUAGACACCACUCAACCUAAGACUAACACACAACGAAGUAUGUGUAAGAUCUAGAUCUAAGGUAUCUUUAUAAUCUUCUUCAUGAAUAAAUUAACUCUUAGUUCAAAUUAAUUUUAUUAUUUAUUUUAUCAUUUCAUUACAUUAUAUCUAUUUUAUCUUAUUUGUCACACUUUUCAUUUAUCUUGUCUUUACUUUUGUUAAACUAAUUAUGAAUUUCACAAUCUCAAAUAUAUACAUAUAUAUUACUCUCAUUACUCAUACUUCUUGAAAAUCGACCUUUACUUAUCCUAAACAUAUAAAUAUUAUUUGCAUGAAUUUAAUUACAUCACAACAACAUAUUUAACAUCUAAAUCGAGUUCAUCACCUCCCCUUCCCCCACCCUCUCUCUCUCUCUCUCCUUCUCCCCCACCCUCUCUCUCUCCCUCUCUCUCUCUCUCUCCCUCUCCCCCACCCUCUCUCUCUCUCUCCCUCUCCCCCACCCUCUCUCUCUCUCUCCCCAUUAGACUGAUGCCCAGAGGAGAUCAAGUCCUCUCACCCUCCCUCUCUCUCUCUCUCUCUCUCUCCAUUACACUGAUGCCCAAAGGAGAUCAAGUACUAAACUUACCUCCCGCAAGAAACUCUCUCUCACACAAGAAACUAUCAUAGGUGACUCCACCAGGCCCUCUACAAGUACUUAUGAGAUAUGGAUAGUUAUAGAGCGAGAGAGAGAGAGAGAGAGAGAGAGAGAGCGAGGAGCCUAGUAAAAGCCACUGCGAGGAAAGAACCCCAGAGCCUCUCAAUGGCCUAGCUCUGGGCUUAGCUAGCCAAUUGGCCGCAUCACAAAUUUAUAAAAUAAAGCCUCAUGAUUUCUUCCGAUUUCCGGGUAAUUUUCAUCUGAAAAAAAAACUAUAAGAAUCAUCCCAAUUCUCAGACCGAGGGACCCCAUCAACUUAAUUUAUGAGAACACCAUGGUGACAAAGAACAAAAGAAAAAAAAAAAAAAAACUUACACGGUACAGUAAAUGGGGUGCCAAAAACAGAUGGUAGGAGGGAGACCAAGAGAAUCAGUGGUCUGAGCCAUAUAUAA